GGGAUGGAAUUCCUGGGAUGCGGGUGGAAGCGCCCAGAGGAGCUGCGCCUGCCCCUGGCUCCCUGGGAGUGUCCGAGGCCAGCCCGGGACAGAGGAAGGUGUCCCUGCCAGUGGAACGAGAGGAUCUUUGGGGUCCCUUCCAGCCCAAACUAUUCCACUUUGCGAUUCCUCGGAAGUUUAUCCACGAGCCAGCCCUGCCCAGAGCCGCUCCCGUUUUUCUGGGAGCUCUUCGUGCAGACCCGAGGAAGGGAAGGAGCCCCGGCCGUGCCCAGCCCGCGGCACCCCGGCCCCGCCGAGCACCCCCAGCCCCGGGCGGGAUUCCCGGGCCCGCCGCUCUCGGGAUGAGCGCGGAAGAGCCCGGGGGGAAAUCCCGCUCGGCCCGCGGCUCUAUAAGAGCUGUCCCCGCUUGGACCGACGGCAGCGAGAUGGAGCGGGGCGGCAGCAGCGGGAACGGCGCCGGCAGCACCGGGAACAGCACCGGGAGCGACUCCAGGAGCGGCACCAGGGAUAACACCGGGAACGGCAGCGGGAACCGCACCGGGAACGGGACCGGCACCGGCACCAGGAAUGACAGCGGGAACAGCGGGAGCGGGCGGGCAGCGCCGCCUGGCGGGGCCGUGCGGGCACUGCUGUGCCUGGCGCUGCUGCUGCUGCUGCCCCCGGCCCGGGCACUGCCCACCCCGGCCCGGGCACUGCCCACCCCGGCCCGGGCACUGCCCACCCCGGCCCGGGCACUGCCCACCCCGGCCCCCCUCGCCCACUGCCUCAACAGCUCCCGGCACCUGCUGGAGGUCGCCAAAGACUCCCUGCAGCGGCUGAAGGAACGCGGCACCCUGGGAUUUAAUUGCACCUUUGAGGAGGUGGAUAUGGAGGACAUCACCAAGAACCAAACCAACACCAUCAGAGCCUGCACAGUGGAGGAUUCAGGGCCUGGAAAUUGCCCAGCUCUGGAAAGAUCAACUUUUGAUGAGGGGAAAUGCCUGCGGGGCAUCUCUGAGGACCUGCGAGCCUACAGGGCAGAGCUGGGCAGCCUCGGGGAGCCGCCGCUGCUGGAGGCUCUGAACGCGCUGCUGCAGGUGAGGGUUGGAGAUUCCUGCCCCAAACCAACCCAAAAUCCCGAAAAUAGGGAGGGAAAAUCUCAAUUUCUCCCCCAGACACUGAACCAGAACAGAGCUGGGGCACUGGAUGUGACACGGUAUCCCAAUUUUCCCCUCAGUCUAUUCACGAUAAAUCAAAUAUCCCAAAUUUUUCCCUUGACCCAUCCUUACUUCCCAGUGUUGCCAUUCACCCCUAAGGGGGAGAAAAUCCAAGGAAUUUUUUGGUCUGAGCCAUUUCCUAACGCUCCGCAGGCCCUGGGCAACAGCACUGGGAGGGCUCCGGAGGCGCCGCUGCCAUCGGGAUCACCGGGAUCAGUGGGAUCACAAUCAUUGGGAUCAGCGGGAUCAGCGGGAUCAGCGGGAUCACCAGGAUCCGUGGGAUUGGGAUCAUUGGGAUCAUCGGGAUCACCGGGAUCACAAUCAUCGGGAUCAUCGGGAUCAUCGAGAUCAUCGGGAUCAUCGGGAUCCUCGGGAUCAGCGGGAUUGGGAUCCUCGGGAUCAUCGGGAUCCCCGGGAUCCCCGGACCUGCCGCAGUUCUCGGAGCAGCUGCACCUCUGCAGUGCCCUCCUGGCUUUGCGUGUCCGCAGUGUCACCAUCAGCAGGAUGCUGCGCUUCCUCAGCUCCCUCUGAACCCCGGGAUCCCGGGCAGAUCCUGGGCAGAUCCCGGGCAGAUCCCGAGGAGAUCCUGAGGAGAUCCCGGGGAGAUCCCGGGCAGAUCCCCGGCAGAUCCCGAGCACUGCUCGGAAUUCCCACUGAUGGUUUUUAGGGAGCUGCCCAGCUCCGGGUCUGUGGAAUUUGAGCUGCAGCUGAGCACCAAAACAUUCCUGACUCUGUUUUAUCCGUAUUUAUUCUGCUGAAUUCCCAGGAAUUGAGAGCUGUUUAUGAUAAUCCCUUUUCCUGGGGAUCCCUUCUGCCUCAGGAUAUUCCAUUCCAUGAUUUAUUUAGGAUGCUAUUCCUAAGAAUAAGAAAUUCCUAAUUUUUAAUUAUUCCCAUAGGAAUUUAAUUCCUAUUCAUAGUAAUAAAUCAUUCCCUGAUUUAUUUAGGAUGCCAUUCCUAAGAAUAAUAAAUUCCUAAUUUUUAAUUAUUCCCACAGGAAUUUAAUUCCUAUUCAUAAUAAUAAAUCAUUCCCUGAUUUAUUUAGGAUGAUAUUCCUAAGAAUAGAAAUUCCUAAUUUUUAAUUAUUCCCAUAGGAAUUGAAUUCCUAUUCAUAAUAAUGAUAAACCAUUCCCUGAUUUAUUUAAUAUGAUAUUCUAUUCUAUUCCCUGAUUUAUUUAGGAUGAUAUUCCAUUCUGUUCCUGAUGUAUGAUGAUAUUCCUUGAUUUGAGAUUCCAUUCUGUUCCCUGAUUUGUGAUGAUAUUCCUUGAUCUAUUUAUGAUUAUAUUCCCUGAUUUAUUUAUGGUGAUAUUCCCUCAUUUAUGAUGAUAUUCCAUCCUAUUCUCUGAUUUAUUUAUGAUAUUCUCUAUUUAUUCUAUUUAUUGCCUAAUAAAAUCAAAGCUGCCUUCAAAGUCACGGAGAUGUUUUUGUCCCUUGGGAUCCAACACGAAUCCUUGGAAAAGCUUUGGGGAUUGGUGCCAUGGGAAGGCCCCUGCCUGUAACUGGAGUGGUUUAAAAUCCAAAUUUCCCUCUUGGAAAAGCCUGGGAUAGGGAAGGUGUCCCUGCCCCUGGCAGGGGUUGCAAUGGGAUA
Messenger RNA from Prinia subflava (tawny-flanked prinia), 2781 nucleotides. RefSeq names its product interleukin 12A (gene IL12A). Bases 18 to 1727 code for a protein of 569 amino acids. The record is from RefSeq and is a predicted model, not a curated record. The transcript is spliced from 5 exons. Lineage: Eukaryota; Metazoa; Chordata; Aves; Passeriformes; Cisticolidae. Gene Ontology annotation, molecular function: interleukin-12 receptor binding; growth factor activity. Gene Ontology annotation, biological process: immune response. Gene Ontology annotation, cellular component: extracellular region.